Molecule: messenger RNA, 4049 nt
Organism: Orcinus orca (killer whale)
Lineage: Eukaryota; Metazoa; Chordata; Mammalia; Artiodactyla; Delphinidae
Gene: PIK3CA
Product: phosphatidylinositol-4,5-bisphosphate 3-kinase catalytic subunit alpha
Exons: 21
Coding region: 215-3421 (1068 amino acids)
Biological process (GO): cell migration; phosphatidylinositol 3-kinase/protein kinase B signal transduction; phosphatidylinositol-3-phosphate biosynthetic process
Cellular component (GO): plasma membrane; phosphatidylinositol 3-kinase complex, class IB; phosphatidylinositol 3-kinase complex, class IA
Molecular function (GO): 1-phosphatidylinositol-4-phosphate 3-kinase activity; 1-phosphatidylinositol-3-kinase activity
Source: RefSeq, a predicted model, not a curated record
GAGCGGCGGGGGAGAGGGGCCGGGAGGCGGGGGCUGUGCCGCCCGCUUACCUCUCCCUCGGCGCCGCCGCCGCCGCCGCCGCCCGCGGGGCUGGGACCCAAUGCGGUUAGAGCCGCGGAGCCUCGAGGAGCCCCAAGCAUUUCUGCUUUGGGACAGCCACGCAUCUAAUUCCUUAAAGUACUUUUAUAUGUAAAACUUGUAAAGGAUCAGAACAAUGCCUCCAAGACCAUCAUCAGGUGAACUGUGGGGCAUCCACUUGAUGCCCCCAAGAAUCCUAGUAGAAUGUUUACUACCAAAUGGGAUGAUAGUGACUUUAGAAUGCCUCCGUGAGGCUACAUUAAUAACUAUAAAGCAUGAACUAUUUAAAGAAGCGAGAAAAUACCCUCUCCAUCAACUUCUUCAAGAUGAAUCUUCUUACAUUUUCGUAAGUGUUACCCAAGAAGCAGAAAGGGAAGAAUUUUUUGAUGAAACAAGACGACUUUGUGACCUUCGGCUUUUUCAACCCUUUUUAAAAGUAAUUGAACCAGUAGGCAACCGUGAAGAAAAGAUCCUCAAUCGAGAAAUUGGUUUUGCUAUUGGCAUGCCAGUGUGUGAAUUCGAUAUGGUUAAAGAUCCAGAAGUACAGGACUUCCGAAGAAAUAUUCUCAAUGUUUGUAAAGAAGCUGUGGAUCUUAGGGAUCUCAAUUCACCGCAUAGUAGAGCAAUGUAUGUCUAUCCUCCAAAUGUAGAAUCUUCACCAGAACUGCCAAAGCACAUAUAUAAUAAAUUGGAUAAAGGGCAAAUAAUAGUGGUGAUUUGGGUAAUAGUUUCUCCAAAUAAUGACAAGCAGAAGUAUACUCUGAAAAUCAACCAUGACUGUGUGCCAGAACAAGUAAUUGCUGAAGCAAUCAGGAAAAAAACUCGAAGUAUGUUGCUAUCAUCUGAACAACUAAAACUCUGUGUUUUAGAAUAUCAGGGCAAGUAUAUUUUAAAAGUGUGUGGAUGUGACGAAUACUUCCUAGAAAAAUAUCCUCUGAGUCAGUAUAAGUAUAUAAGAAGCUGUAUAAUGCUUGGGAGGAUGCCCAAUUUGAUGCUGAUGGCUAAAGAAAGCCUCUACUCUCAACUGCCAAUGGACUGUUUUACAAUGCCAUCUUAUUCCAGACGCAUCUCCACAGCUACACCAUAUAUGAAUGGAGAAACAUCUACAAAAUCCCUUUGGGUUAUAAAUAGUGCACUUAGGAUAAAAAUUCUUUGUGCAACCUAUGUGAAUGUAAAUAUUCGAGACAUUGACAAGAUCUAUGUUCGAACAGGUAUCUACCAUGGAGGAGAACCCUUAUGUGAUAAUGUGAACACUCAAAGAGUACCUUGUUCCAAUCCCAGGUGGAAUGAAUGGCUGAAUUACGAUAUAUACAUUCCUGAUCUUCCUCGUGCUGCUCGACUUUGCCUUUCUAUUUGUUCUGUUAAAGGCCGAAAGGGUGCUAAAGAGGAACAUUGUCCAUUGGCCUGGGGAAAUAUAAACUUGUUUGAUUACACAGAUACUCUAGUAUCUGGAAAAAUGGCUUUGAAUCUUUGGCCAGUACCUCAUGGACUAGAAGAUUUGCUGAACCCUAUUGGUGUUACUGGAUCAAAUCCAAAUAAAGAAACUCCAUGUUUAGAGUUGGAGUUUGACUGGUUCAGCAGUGUGGUAAAGUUUCCAGAUAUGUCAGUGAUUGAAGAGCAUGCCAAUUGGUCUGUAUCCCGAGAAGCAGGAUUUAGUUAUUCCCAUGCAGGACUGAGUAACAGACUAGCUAGAGACAAUGAAUUAAGAGAAAAUGAUAAAGAACAGCUCCGAGCAAUUUGUACACGAGAUCCUCUAUCUGAAAUCACUGAGCAAGAGAAGGAUUUUCUGUGGAGCCACAGACACUAUUGUGUAACUAUCCCUGAAAUUCUACCCAAAUUGCUUCUGUCUGUUAAAUGGAAUUCUAGAGAUGAAGUAGCUCAGAUGUACUGCUUGGUAAAAGAUUGGCCUCCAAUCAAACCUGAACAGGCUAUGGAGCUUCUGGACUGCAAUUACCCAGAUCCUAUGGUUCGAGGUUUUGCUGUUCGAUGCUUAGAAAAAUAUUUAACAGAUGACAAACUUUCUCAGUACCUAAUUCAGCUAGUACAGGUCCUAAAAUAUGAACAGUAUUUGGAUAACCUACUUGUGAGGUUUUUACUCAAAAAAGCAUUGACUAAUCAAAGGAUUGGGCACUUUUUCUUUUGGCAUUUAAAAUCUGAGAUGCACAAUAAAACAGUUAGUCAGAGGUUUGGCCUGCUUUUGGAGUCCUAUUGCCGUGCAUGUGGGAUGUAUUUGAAGCACCUGAAUAGGCAGGUUGAGGCUAUGGAAAAGCUCAUUAACUUAACUGACAUUCUCAAACAGGAGAAGAAGGAUGAAACACAAAAGGUACAGAUGAAAUUUUUAGUUGAGCAAAUGCGGCGACCAGAUUUCAUGGAUGCUCUACAGGGCUUUCUGUCGCCUCUAAACCCUGCUCAUCAGCUGGGAAAUCUCAGGCUUGAAGAGUGUCGAAUUAUGUCCUCUGCAAAAAGGCCACUGUGGUUGAAUUGGGAGAACCCAGACAUCAUGUCAGAAUUACUCUUUCAGAACAAUGAGAUCAUCUUUAAAAAUGGGGAUGAUUUACGGCAAGAUAUGCUAACACUUCAGAUUAUUCGCAUUAUGGAAAAUAUAUGGCAAAAUCAAGGUCUUGAUCUUCGAAUGUUACCUUAUGGUUGUCUGUCCAUUGGUGACUGUGUGGGACUUAUUGAGGUGGUGAGAAAUUCUCACACUAUUAUGCAAAUUCAGUGUAAAGGAGGCCUGAAAGGUGCCCUGCAGUUCAACAGCCACACACUACAUCAGUGGCUCAAAGACAAGAACAAGGGAGAAAUAUAUGAUGCAGCCAUCGAUCUAUUUACACGUUCAUGUGCUGGAUAUUGUGUUGCUACCUUCAUUUUGGGAAUUGGAGAUCGUCACAAUAGUAACAUCAUGGUUAAAGAUGAUGGACAACUGUUUCAUAUAGAUUUUGGACACUUUUUGGAUCACAAGAAGAAAAAAUUUGGUUAUAAACGAGAGCGUGUGCCAUUUGUUUUGACACAAGAUUUCUUAAUAGUGAUUAGUAAAGGAGCCCAAGAAUGCACAAAGACAAGAGAAUUUGAGAGGUUUCAGGAGAUGUGUUACAAGGCUUAUCUAGCUAUUCGGCAGCAUGCCAAUCUCUUCAUAAAUCUUUUCUCAAUGAUGCUUGGCUCUGGAAUGCCAGAACUACAGUCUUUUGAUGAUAUUGCAUACAUUCGAAAGACCCUAGCUUUAGAUAAAACUGAGCAGGAGGCUUUGGAAUAUUUCAUGAAACAAAUGAAUGAUGCACAUCAUGGUGGCUGGACAACAAAAAUGGAUUGGAUCUUCCACACAAUUAAGCAGCAUGCUUUGAACUGAAAUGAUUAAGAAACUGAAAGCUCAGUAUCUGGAUUCUAUACUGCACUGUUAAUAACUGUCAACAGGCAAAGACUGAUUGCAUAGGAAUUGCACAAUCCAUGAACAGCAUUAGAAUUUACAACAGGAACAGAAAUAAAAUACUAUAUAAUUUAAAUAAUGUAAACGCAAACAGGGUUCGAUAGCACUAAAAUAGUUCAUUUCAAAAUUAAGCUUUAGAAUAAUGCGCAAUUUCAUGUUAUGCCUUAAGUCCAAAAAAGGUAAACUUUAAAGAUUGUUUGUAUCUUUUUUUAAAAAACAAAACAAAACAAAAAAAAACCCAAAAUAUAUAGAAAUGAUGGAGAAGGAAAAAGAAUGAUGUUCUUUUUUUGUCUUGCAAAUGUUUUAUGUUUUGAAAUGUGGACACAACAAAAUCUAUUAUUGCAUUAGGUCCAAGUAAACUGGAGUUUGAUGUUAAAUUACACUAAGAUUGGAAAAUAAUGAAAAUUUUUAUUUUUCCAUUGCUGUUCAAUUUAUAGUUUGAAGUGGAUUUUUGACUCCUUGUUUGAUGAAGAAAAAUGCUUGGGGUGUAAGGGACUCUUGAGAUUUCAUCAGAGACUUUUCCUUUUUAAUAAAUCAAACCUUUUGAUGA